CACUCACCAGAGACAAGCUGGAGUUUGAUCACCGAUGCAAAGAAAACAUCUACGAUUACUCUUCAUAAGGCAGGUUUGGUUCCACAAAGCACACGAAGACACCAAAGGCCGGGAGAAAUCUACCCCUCGGAAAUGACAUCCUCUAAUAAUGAGUAAUAGUCGUGGUUUGAGUUUCACCUGCAGCCUGUAAACAAUAGUAUACUGAUCCUCAUACAGAUAUCACACAGAGCUAUACAUUGUACACUUCCCAUACUCUGACUCCUCGUGACCAUUAAGAAAGACUCUUUGAAGAUAAGUCCUGGAAGAGUGUCUGACUGAUGAUGUAUGUGUUAAAAUGAAUGCAAAGUCUGGAUGUUCAAGUUUGUUUUGUAUAGCAGUAGGACCCUGAGGACUUGCCAGACAUACAACAUAAAGUGAGCUUUAUCUAGAAAGACCCAUAUUGAAAAGGAUGAUUUUAGAUGCUGACUUUGACUUUACAAAAAAAGAAAAGACCCUUGGCACUUGACAGGAAAAUUCAAUUGUUCCUGAUGUCAAAUCCCAGAGACUCCCACUAUAAAUGAGAGGUUGGGCACUUGGAAAGAGUUUUACUCUGAAGUUUACUAACCUUUCUCUCUGACGGACAAUACAAUUUUUGGACGAAAUGAGCGCAUCGGUGGCUGUGUACAGAAACAUAUACACCGAGGAUCGAUUCAAACAGGCGUACGGUACAGAAGAGCAGUCGAGAGGCAGACAGCGGUUACGCGACAGACUCGCGCACAUCUGCAGCUGCACGCAGGUGAACUGCGCACACCUGCUCAAGAAAAGACUGCCCGUCUGCAACUGGCUGCCCAAAUACAAGCUCAAGAAAUGGAUUUUAGGAGAUAUCGUGGCGGGACUGACUGUUGGAAUACUGCACAUUCCCCAAGGAAUGGCCUUUGCUCUGUUGACCUCAGUGGCUCCUGUCUAUGGCCUUUACACGUCCUUCUUUCCUGUGGUUCUUUAUAUGAUCUUCGGCACCGGUCGCCACGUUUCUACAGGUACCUUUGCCGUUGUGAGUUUAAUGACGGGCUCUGUUGUGGAGCAACUGGUUCCCAGUCCACUCGCCCUAAACUCCAGUAGCCCAGAGGCGGCAGAGUUUGAAGCCCAGAGAAUUGGUGUGGCUUCAGCUGUGGCGUUUCUCUCAGGGAUAAUGAUGCUCUGCAUGUGUGGACUUCAGUUAGGUUUCCUUUCAACGUACCUCUCAGAACCGAUUGUAAAGGCAUUUACAAGUGCAGCCGCUUUCCAUGUGACCGUCUCACAGCUGCAAAGCAUGCUGGGAUUACGGCUACCUCGAUACACUGGUGCCUUCUCUCUUUUUAAGACUCUGGGUUCAGUGAUGGAGAACUUGCCUCACACCAAUGUGGCUGAACUGGUGAUCUCUCUGCUCUGCUUGGCCAUACUGGUACCAGUAAAGGAGGUAAAUUCACGGUUUCGUGAACGCCUUCGUACUCCCAUCCCAGUGGAGAUCAUCACUGUAAUAAUUGCAACAGGAGUUACAUACGCCUCCUCUCUGGAUUCCAGAUACAACAUACAGAUUGUUGGACAUAUUCCAGCAGGGUUCCCUACACCACAAGUGCCUUCACUGGAGACGAUUCCAGAAAUAGCAGGUGACACAGUUGCUAUCACCCUUGUUGGUUACGCUGUGUCUGUAUCUCUAGCCAUGAUUUAUGCUGAUAAACACGGAUACUCCAUUGAUCCAAAUCAGGAGCUUCUAGCACAUGGAAUCUCCAACACCGUGUCAUCUCUCUUCACCUGCUUCCCCAGUUCAGCUACACUGGCCACCACCAACAUCCUGGAGAGCGCUGGAGGUUUCACACAGCUUGCUGGACUGUUCACAAGUCUGAUCGUUCUUAUUGUACUUCUGCUGAUAGGCCCUCUCUUCUACUUUUUACCCAAGGCAGUGCUUGCUUGUAUAAACGUGACCAGUCUGAGACAGAUGUUUUUGCUCUUUCAAGACCUACCAGACCUUUGGAGAAUUAGCAGAAUUGAUUUUAUGGUGUGGCUUGUGACCUGGACGUCGGUAGUUGUGCUAAAUGUAGACAUGGGUUUGGCCAUUGGAGUCAUAUUCUCAAUGAUGUCCGUUAUCUGUCGUACACAGAGGGCCAACUGCUCUGUACUGGGCAGAGCUGCCAACACAGAGAUCUACAGAUCUAUUCACAACCACAAUAAAUGCUAUGAAGUCCCGGGUUUGAAGAUCUUGACCUACAACGGGCCCAUCUACUAUGGGAAUCGUAGCUUUUUCAAGGCAGAUAUUACUGAGAUUCUGGGCCUCACCCCUGAGAGGAUACGGAGACGAGAGAAAGCCAUGAAAGCCAUAGAGAAGAGAGAGAGAGAGGCUGUCAGUACUGUAGAACAAGAAGUUGCAGACAGUUCAUUUUCUUCAAAAAAUGACUUAUUCAGAUCAGAGAUGGCUGAUGGAGAAGUCCAGGCUGUGUUAAUCGACUGCAGUAGUGUCAUUUUUGUGGAUGUUGCUGGUGCUCGAUUGUUCAUACAGAUGUGCAUGGAGUGUCAGAAGAUUGGGGUACGGAUAUACCUUUCCAACUGCAAUGAGAGUGUACUGAAGAUUUUGACAUCCAGUGGGCUUAUGAACUACAUUAAUCCUCAGCAUAUUUUCGUUACGAUCCAUGAUGCAGUAGUCUACAUACAGCAGCAGCGGGAGAAACCUCUAGACAAUGCAACAGUUUGGGUUUGAGUAUCUUACACAACCAAAGACAUUCAAGUACUUAUGGAUAAAGCAGGACCAGUGGAGCUUAAAGUCAUUCAAAACACAAACAUGAUUUGCUUAUUCAGACUCAACAUCUUUUAUGUACCUUCAGGAUGCAUGUCAGGGCCCUCUGCGAUGUUUAAUCAUCCUAAAAAUAAACUUUACAUUCGCAAUAUAAAGCCUGCUGUUACAGUACAUGCCAUGAGAUUCAUUGUACAGUUUUCCAAUCACACAGUGCCUGUUUUUUACUUGUACUCUUUUCAUAAUAGUUUGCACUGCUGUGGCCAUUCUGUAAACACACACAGACAAACACACGCGCACACUUUAAAUUUAGUGUUAACAAUGGUGCAGGCACUGGAAUCUCAAUGUGUGGAAAAAUUAUUUUGCAACUGAUCAAAACUGUAGAUAACUAGGAACCAGGAAUGGUGGAAAAUAUUU
Misgurnus anguillicaudatus (oriental weatherfish) is the source of this 3160-nucleotide messenger RNA. RefSeq names its product solute carrier family 26 member 10 (gene slc26a10). Gene Ontology annotation, cellular component: membrane. Gene Ontology annotation, biological process: transmembrane transport. NCBI's taxonomy places the organism in Eukaryota, Metazoa, Chordata, Actinopteri, Cypriniformes, Cobitidae. The record is from RefSeq and is a predicted model, not a curated record.